Molecule: messenger RNA, 2550 nt
Organism: Podarcis raffonei (Aeolian wall lizard)
Lineage: Eukaryota; Metazoa; Chordata; Lepidosauria; Squamata; Lacertidae
Product: vomeronasal type-2 receptor 26-like
Exons: 7
Coding region: 1-2550 (849 amino acids)
Biological process (GO): G protein-coupled receptor signaling pathway
Cellular component (GO): membrane
Molecular function (GO): G protein-coupled receptor activity
Source: RefSeq, a predicted model, not a curated record
AUGUCUCAGCCCUAUGCAGAUUUUGGAAUGGUGGAAGUGAAAUGCCCCUUGACUUUAGAGAGAGAAUGGAUUGACCCAUUCAAUUAUUACAAGCCAGGAGAUCAUCUCAUCAGUGCGGUCAUUUCUGCUACAAGAGCUUUAUUUCAUUCAUACGUCUUCAAUAUGUCUCCCUCGACCAGCUUCAGACUUAAAGCAGCCACAAAGUACUGGAAACUUCUGUCCCUCUUGUUUGCCAUUGAGGAGAUCAAUCGGAAUUCCAGGCUCUUACCCAACACCACUCUGGGCUAUAAUAUCCAUGAUAACUUUUUCCAUGGAAGGGUGACGUACGAAGCCUUGGUAGACCAACUCUCUUCUAGGCAGGUGAAUGUUCCAAACUACAACUGCGGAGGACAGAAUAACUUGGUUGCUGUUCUUGAAGGGGCUGAGUCUCACAACUCCAUUCAGAUUUCCAGGAUUCUGAGUAUCUAUAACAUCCCACAGGUCAGUUAUGCAUUUGUCUCCCAAGUUCUCAGUGAUAAGAGUCAGUUCCCUUUUUUCUAUCGAAUGGUCCCCAAAGAAGAAGCCCAAUAUUCAGGGAUUGUCAAGCUGCUCCAACACUUCAGAUGGACGUUUGUUGGUCUCUUUGCUCCAGACACCGACAACGGAGAGAGAUUCUUAAAGAUGUUGCUGCCUCUACUCACUGAGAAUGGCGUUUGUGUUCCCAUCGCACAGAGCAUCCCCCUAGUUGACAAUCAACCUGUGAAUAUCAGUUUCCUACCAUUCCAAAAGUGGAGACAAGUCAAUGUAUUUCUUUACUAUGUAGAAACUAAUUAUUUAUCCCUGGGAAUCAUAAUUAUAGAAAAAACAUUCAACCUCUUAAAACCCAAGACAGGGAAAGUCUUGAUCACAACGGCUAUGUGGGACAUCUCCUUGGAGUUAAAUUACAGUGGCUUAUCUUUCCAACACAUCCACGGCUUUCUUUCUUUCUUUUUGGAGACAAAUAAACGGGCAAAAUACGGUGGUUUUCUACCCUUCCUCUCUGGUAUUAAAAAGUUUUGGGAGGAAGCUUUUGAUUGCUCCUAUUCAAAGCAUGCAUUCUCAGUGAAAGGCUGGACAAGAUGCAGAGAGAGGGAGAAACUGGAGAUGCUUCCCCAAGACGAUCUGGAAAGGAUCCUCUCUCUAGACAGCUACAGGAUCUACAACACUGUCCAAGCUGUGGCUCGUGCCUUAAAUGCUGCAUAUUCAUCUAGAUAUAAACAGACGGCAAAGUACAAACUGGGAGUUCAAAGGCUACUGGCAUGGCAGCUCCACCCUUUCUUGGGAAACUCCCAGUUUUACAAUUCUUCCAUGGAUGGAGUAUAUUUGGAUGAGAAUGGGGAACUGGCAGCUGACUUGGACAUUGUGAACUGGGUGAAGUUUCCCAACAAGUCCAUCCUUAGAGUGAAAUUGGGGAGUAUCAACAGACAGGGAUCCCAAGAUCUACAGUUCUCCACCGACCAGGAUGCCGGUGCUUGGCCCAAAGGGCUCAAACAGACCCUGCCUCCUUCCAGGUGCACAGAAAGCUGCAGCCCUGGAUCUGCCAAGGUGGUUCAAGAAGCAAAGCCACUCUGCUGCUAUGACUGCCUUCUCUGUGCGGAAGGGACCAUCUCCACUCACGAAGAUGCGGAGCAUUGCUCAAGGUGUGCUGAAGAUCAUCAUCCAAACCAGGACCAAGAUCAAUGUGUACCCAAGAUUAUCACCUUCUUGGCUUAUGGAGAACAACUGGGAAUCCUCCUAGCUUCCUUUGCCUUCUUCUUAACUUUAACCGCAGGUUUAGUGCUGGGAAUCGUUGUUAACUAUAAAGACACUCCCAUAGUCAAAGCCAACAACUGGGACCUCUCCUGCAUCCUCCUCGUCUCCCUCCUGCUUUCCUUUUUGUCCUCCUUCCUGUUCAUUGGAAGGCCAAAGAAAGUGACCUGCCUUCUGCGACAAACGGCCUUCAGCAUCAUUUUCUCAGUGGCCAUUUCUUCUGUGUUGGCAAAAACCAUCACUGUGGUGCUGGCCUUCCUGGCCACAAAGCCAGGGAAUAGGGUGAGGAGAUGGCUGGGGAAGUGUCUGGCAAACACCAUUGUCAUUUUCUGUUCCACUGUCCAAGUGGUCAUCUGCAGCAUCUGGCUGGGGAUCUCUCCUCCAUUCCAGGACUUUGACACAAGCUCCCAGGUUAAAGAGAUCAUCCUGCAGUGCAAUGAAGGGUCUGUGGCCAUGUUUUAUGGUUCCCUCAGCUACAUGGGCUUCCUGGCUGCCAUCUGCUUCACAGUGGCUUUCCUAGCCAGGAAUCUGCCUGGGGCCUUCAAUGAAGCCAAGCUGAUCACCUUCAGCAUGCUGGUCUUCUGCAGUGUUUGGGUGUCCUUUGUUCCCACCUACCUAAGCACCAAGGGGAAAUAUAUGGUAGCGGUGCAAGUCUUCUCUAUGCUGGCCUCCAGUGCUGGGCUCCUGGGCUGCAUCUUCAUUCCCAAAUGCUACAUUAUUAUAUUGAGGCCAGAUCUAAAUACAAAGGCAUAUUUAUCCACAAAAACUAAAUUAGAAAACUGA